AUCAAACUAAGAAAUUCUUCUAGCGCUUAACAGUGAAACUACACAUUGCACACAGACGGGCAACACUGGAUUCGUGAGAUUACUGACUGUUUGACCUAUGCAGAGACUUUUUAAAACAAAAAUCCGGUUUCCAACUUCAAACAAAAUGGUUUCCAGCUCUAAUGAAUGCUUUUGUUAAGAGGGGAGAGAUUUUUAAAUUUAUACAAAAAGGAAAUCUUAUGCAGUAACUGGACAAUGGAGUAAAUUAAGUCUGGACUGUCUUAGAAUGAGUUUAGUUGGAGGAUUCCCACACCACCCGGUGGUACAUCACGAUGGUUACUCUUUUGCCGCUGCAGCCGCAGCUAGCCGCUGCCACGAAGAAAACCCAUACUUCCAUGGGUGGCUCAUUAGUCACCCGGAGAUGUCACCCCCAGAUUACAGUAUGGCACCGUCUUAUAGCCCCGAAUACGCUAACAGCGCUGCCGGACUUGACCACUCGCAUUACGGAGGAGUCCCGGCUCCAGGAACAGUUGGGAUCGGACCCCGUCCAGUGAAGCGCAGAGGUACGGCUAACCGCAAGGAAAGACGCAGGACUAUAAGCAUCAACAGCGCUUUCGCUGAGCUCCGGGAGUGCAUUCCAAAUGUGCCGGCCGACACAAAACUGUCCAAAAUCAAAACUCUUCGCUUGGCUACCAGCUAUAUCGCCUACCUCAUGGACCUACUGGCCAAAGACGAUCAGAACGGAGAGGCAGAGGCCUUCAAGGCAGAGUUCAAAAAGACAGAUGUGAAAGAAGAAAAGAGAAAGAAAGAACUGAAUGAGGUGUUGAAGAGUUCAACAAGCAGCAACGACAAGAAAACGAAAGGGAGGACCGGCUGGCCACAGCAUGUCUGGGCUUUGGAACUCAAACAGUGAAGCUUUCUAUUUUAUUUUUUCAAUCAAAGGCUUAAGAUAAAUGCUUCAAAUUUCUUUAAUAUAUACCCGAUAAACUAUAUUUUUCGGAAUAAUCAAACUUAUUUAUGUGCAAUUUCCCGCCCUGAACAGAAAGGAUAUUUGAAGAAAAGCAUUCAGUUUUUAAGUGGAGGAAACCGAUUCGGUAAUGGAUUGUGUCGCCUCAUAUGUUGUGAAUGUUUGUUUCGUUGCUUUAAAUGUACAAAAGAAAGCCAAAACAAUGUUGUAUUAUUGUUUGUGAAGUGUAGGCUAAUUUUCAAAGUUGGCUCUUGUUUUGGGUAUAAGUAUUGGUGGAAUCUAUUAAUGUUUCAUUUGGAAAUGUUAAGUGUGAUGUCUAUUUUGUGGUCGUCCAGUAUUUGAUGAUGUUUUCGAACAGCUGUUUAGUCUGUGCACUUCCGUCCAGAAAAGUGGAGUUUUAAUAAUAUUGGAGAUGUAAACAAUGUAAUUCAUUAAAUAAACCACUGUGUUUUUUUUUUUUUUAAAAAACAAAGCAUGAUCACUUGUUCUGUAUAUUAUGAACGAACAAAACAAGCAAUGUUGAUCAACUGUUAAAACAUGAAUAAAAAAAAGUAUGUUUUGAAUAAUACCGGCAAUAAUUAUGA
Messenger RNA from Acipenser ruthenus (sterlet), 1530 nucleotides. RefSeq names its product heart- and neural crest derivatives-expressed protein 2. Gene Ontology annotation, biological process: regulation of transcription by RNA polymerase II; heart development. The transcript has 3 exons. Gene Ontology annotation, molecular function: RNA polymerase II transcription regulatory region sequence-specific DNA binding; DNA-binding transcription factor activity, RNA polymerase II-specific; protein dimerization activity. The record is from RefSeq and is a predicted model, not a curated record. Bases 266 to 892 code for a protein of 208 amino acids. NCBI's taxonomy places the organism in Eukaryota, Metazoa, Chordata, Actinopteri, Acipenseriformes, Acipenseridae.